GGGAGACGCGUGUGGGUGGGGGCUGCGUAGGUGAAUGGAGAGAUGUCGGAUCGAGCGUUGGUUGUGAAACUAGCGCGCGAAUAGAGAAUCAAUAUUGCGCGCUGUUGCGUCUCUCUGCCCAUCUCUCGACACCUCAACAAGUCGUCAUCGCCCAGUCAGUCUCCCAGUCUCGCCCGGCUCUUCCUCGCCCGCCGCUCCGCUCCACUCCAGCAUGCUCGGCCUCCGGCGCCUCCUCGCCGUCUCCGGCCGCCACGCGCCGGCGUUCGCCUCCGCCUCUGCGGCCUCCUCCCACAGCGCCUUCUUCGUCCGCGCCCUCCAGAUCCUCACCCAGCAGGGGCCCGUCCGCCUCCAGAAGCUCUCGGCGCCCGACUCUGGGAUCGUGGAGCUGUGGCUGGAGCGGCCGGAGGCCAAGAACGCCGUAGGGAAGGAGAUGCUCCACGGGCUGCGGAGCGCCAUCGAGGAGGUGGAGGCCGACGCGGCGGCCAACGUCGUCUUGGUGGCCAGCUCCGUGCCCAGGGUCUUCUGCGCGGGCGCCGAUCUCAAGGAAAGGAGGUUAAUGGGCCCUACUGAAGCUCGGGACUUCGUUAACUCCUUAAGAUCUACAUUUUCAUCCAUUGAGACACUAUCAAUUCCUACAAUUGCUGUUGUCGAAGGAGCUGCUUUCGGUGGCGGUUUAGAAUUGGCUCUUUCAUGCGAUCUUCGCAUAUGUGGGAAGGAUGCAAAAUUCAGCUUGCCAGAGACUGGCCUUGCUAUUAUUCCUGGAGCUGGGGGAACACAACGCCUUCCUAGGAUUGUUGGAAGGUCCAGAGCAAAGGAGCUAAUAUUCACUGGUCGUAGAUUCGAUGCGGCGGAAGCUGUAACUAUGGGAGUAGUAAACUACUGUGUACCUGCUGGCGAAGCUUAUCAAAAGGCUCUUGAACUUGCACGGGAGAUAAAUCAGAAAGGUCCGUUAGCGAUAAAAAUGGCCAAGAAGGCCAUCAAUCAAGGGGCAGAGGUAGACAUGACCUCGGCACUGGCUGUUGAAGAAGAAUGCUACGAGCAAGUCCUGCACACUCAGGAUCGUCUUGAAGGUCUAGCAGCAUUUGCGGAGAAAAGAAAACCUGUAUACACAGGAAAGUAGGGCUUUAGAUGAUCUUAAUUAAAUUCAUAAUACUCCUAAUAGCAGCGGAAUGAUGCGUCCACAUUCAUAUUUCUGUAAAAUUCAGAAAAAUAAAGCUGCACCUCAGCAUCUGGGAUGCUACCUAUUUCGAAGUGAAUUUGGCUGCGGCGUUGAACUUUA
Messenger RNA from Setaria italica (foxtail millet), 1279 nucleotides. RefSeq names its product probable enoyl-CoA hydratase 2, mitochondrial. Lineage: Eukaryota; Viridiplantae; Streptophyta; Magnoliopsida; Poales; Poaceae. The record is from RefSeq and is a predicted model, not a curated record. Gene Ontology annotation, molecular function: enoyl-CoA hydratase activity. The transcript has 8 exons. Bases 212 to 1120 code for a protein of 302 amino acids. Gene Ontology annotation, biological process: fatty acid beta-oxidation. Gene Ontology annotation, cellular component: mitochondrion.